Molecule: messenger RNA, 1212 nt
Organism: Solanum verrucosum
Lineage: Eukaryota; Viridiplantae; Streptophyta; Magnoliopsida; Solanales; Solanaceae
Product: 1-aminocyclopropane-1-carboxylate oxidase homolog 1-like
Exons: 3
Coding region: 50-1180 (376 amino acids)
Source: RefSeq, a predicted model, not a curated record
AAUCUUGAUUUCAUACUCAACAACAGAGUUUUCCUCUAGAAGGAGAAAAAUGGUUGUCUCAAGAAAUGAAAGUAUCGAGAAAGAUGACAGUUCGGAAUAUGAUAGAAAAAGUGAAGUGCAUUCCUUUGAUGAUUCAAAGAUGGGGGUAAAAGGACUACUAGAUGCCGGUGUCACAAAGUUACCACGUAUAUUCUUACACAACCAGUAUGUGAGUGAGAAGAAAUUGGACCCUGUUGUUACUAGUAAGUUUAGCAUUCCUGUAGUAGAUUUUCAAGGCUUGGGAAAUAGUGCAGCUCAACGAGCUGAUAUUGUUCGAGAAAUAAAGGAUGCUUGUGAAAACUGGGGAUUUUUCCAGAUUGUCCAUCAUGAAAUCCCAUCAAGUGUUAAGGAGAAAGUACUUAAAGGCGUUCGCCAUUUUCAUGAGCAGGAUUCUGAGCUGAAGAAAGAGUUCUACUCACGUGAUGUUACGAGGAAGGUCACCUACAAUAGCAAUUUUGAUCUACUCAAAUCACCAACAGCUAAUUGGAGGGACACCCUUUACUGUGUCAUGGCUCCUAAUCCUCCUGAUCCCGAAGAAAUUCCCGAGGUUUGCAGAGAAGUUUUGAUCGAAUACACGAAGUACAUCAUGAAACUGGGACUCACUCUCUUUGAGCUACUCUCUGAGGCUCUACAACUCAAAUCAGAUCACUUGAAAGACAUGGAAUGUGCCGAGGGGUUGUUCAUCACCGGCCAUUAUUAUCCCGCAUGCCCUGAACCAGAUCUGACUUUAGGCCUUAGCGGUCACACGGAUAGUGGCUUCUUGACUAUUGUAUUACAGGAUCAAAUUGGUGGCCUCCAAGUCUUUCAUAAAAAUCAAUGGGUUGAUGUUCCUUUCUUACCUGGAGCUCUAAUAGUGAACAUUGGAGAUCUUAUGCAGCUCAUCACAAAUGACAGGUUCAAAAGUGUUCUUCACAGAGUUUUGGCGAAAAAUGUAGGACCAAGAAUUUCAGUGGCAAGUUUUUUCAGAAUGCAUUUUCAAGAAGGCAGUGAAUCGAGAUUAUAUGGUCCGAUCAAGGAGUUGUUAUCAGACGAAAACCCUCCAAUCUACCGGGAAACAAGCAGAAAAGAGUAUGUCACGCACCUAUACAACAAAGGGCUCGAUGGAACUUCGUUAUUGUCACCUUUCAAAUUGCAGAAAUAGUCCAAAAGGAUUUACAGAUAUGUUUCAACAUC